AUGCGUGAAAUCGUGCACGUGCAAGCCGGUCAAUGCGGUAACCAAAUCGGAGCGAAAUUCUGGGAAGUGAUCUCGGAUGAGCACGGAAUUCAGCCCGACGGAUCGUACAAGGGAGAAUCCGAUCUUCAAUUGGAGAGAAUCAGUGUCUACUACAAUGAGGCUAGCGGUGGCAAAUACGUCCCCCGCGCUGUGUUGGUGGAUCUCGAGCCGGGAACGAUGGACUCCGUUCGAUCGGGUCCAUACGGAGCCAUCUUCCGUCCCGACAACUUUGUCUUCGGACAGUCGGGAGCCGGAAACAACUGGGCCAAGGGGCACUACACUGAGGGAGCCGAAUUGGUGGACAAUGUUUUGGAUGUGGUGCGAAAAGAGGCCGAGGGAUGCGAUUGCCUUCAGGGCUUCCAAUUGACGCAUUCGCUCGGUGGUGGCACUGGCUCGGGAAUGGGAACUCUUUUGAUCUCGAAGAUUCGUGAGGAGUAUCCCGAUCGUAUUAUGUCCUCGUUCUCCGUUGUCCCAUCGCCAAAGGUGUCGGACACAGUUGUCGAGCCCUACAACGCCACCCUUUCCGUGCAUCAAUUGGUCGAGAAUACCGAUGAGACAUUCUGCAUUGACAACGAGGCUCUUUACGAGAUCUGCUUCCGCACAUUGAAACUCCAGAACCCGACCUAUGGAGAUUUGAAUCAUCUCGUGUCGAUGACGAUGUCCGGAGUGACAACUUGCCUUCGUUUCCCCGGUCAACUCAAUGCUGAUCUCCGUAAAUUGGCUGUGAACAUGGUUCCAUUCCCUCGUCUUCACUUCUUCAUGCCCGGUUUCGCCCCACUCUCCGCCAAGGGAACCGCUCAGUACAAGGCUUGCACCGUUGCCGAGCUCACUCAGCAAAUGUUCGACGCGAAGAAUAUGAUGGCUGCCUGUGAUCCUCGACACGGAAGAUACCUCACCGUGGCCGCGAUGUUCCGCGGGCGAAUGAGCAUGCGUGAGGUUGAUGACCAAAUGUUGGCGGUGCAAAACAAGAACUCGUCCUACUUCGUUGAAUGGAUCCCCAACAAUGUGAAGACUGCUGUGUGCGAUAUCCCACCCCGUGGCCUCAAGAUGUCCGCCACUUUCGUCGGAAACUCGACCGCCAUCCAAGAGCUCUUCAAGCGCAUCUCUGAGCAAUUCACUGCUAUGUUCCGUCGCAAGGCUUUCCUCCAUUGGUACACUGGAGAGGGCAUGGAUGAGAUGGAGUUUACCGAGGCUGAGUCGAACAUGAACGAUCUCGUCUCUGAGUAUCAACAAUAUCAGGAGGCGACCGCCGAGGACGAGGGCGAAUUCGAGGGUGACACCACUGGCGGAGCCCAGGCCGACUACGAA
Molecule: messenger RNA, 1347 nt
Organism: Mesorhabditis belari
Lineage: Eukaryota; Metazoa; Nematoda; Chromadorea; Rhabditida; Rhabditidae
Source: the annotation of a GenBank genome assembly